AGGGGGCUCCCCUUCCGUCUUCCACCCGUGGGCGGAGCCACAGCCUGGAGUCUCCGCCUUCUUCCCCCAUCACCCCUCGUGAGCGCUCCGCCCAGCGUAGACCCUGCCCCGGAAGCCCUGAAAGGAAACUUGAUUUGUGCAUCUUAGAAGAGGGUAGCGAGUAAGAGACAGCUGAGCUACUCUUACAGAGGAAUGCCUGGAAACUUGUAGGAGAAGACACGGGGCAGCAGGCCCAAGAGGGAAGAGGUCUUAUCAGGCAGAUGAAUUUUCACCAUCUACCACAAUGAGGAAAAGAGACGCUGCCUUCUGUCUUCUGCUUUUGCCAGCUUUUAUGACUCAAUCAGUGUAUGGACAAAGAAAGAAAGGACCAAAACCAAACACACUGGCAAGGAAAAAUGACGUCCGGGAUGUCAUUUGCUUCAUAGAUGUUGCCUUUAUCUUGGACAGUUCUGAAAGCUCUAAAAUUGUCCUCUUUGAUAAUCAAAAAAAUUUUGUGGACAACUUGAGUGAGAGGAUUUUCCAGUUGACUCCUGGCCGUUCGCUGAAAUAUGACAUCAAGCUGGCAGCCCUUCAGUUUAGCAGCUCUGUUCAGAUUGAUCCACCCUUUUCUUCUUGGAAGGACCUACGGACAUUUAAGCAGCGGGUCAAGUCUUUGAAUUUAAUUGGGCAAGGUACCUUCUCUUAUUAUGCCAUCUCCAAUGCCACAAGGCUACUUAAGAGAGAAGGGCGUAAAGAUGGUGUGAAAGUGGCUUUGCUGAUGACUGAUGGCAUUGAUCAUCCCAAGAGUCCAGAUGUCCAAAGUAUUUCUGAAGAUGCUAGAACUUCAGGAAUAUCAUUUAUCACCGUGGGACUUUCCACUGUGGUCAAUGAAGCCAAACUUCGCUUGAUAUCUGGGGACUCAUCCAGUGAACCUGUUCUACUAUUGAGUGAUCCAACCCUUGUAGACAAAAUCCAGGAACGCCUGGAUGUCUUAUUUGAAAGGAAGUGUGAACACAAGAUCUGUGAAUGUGAGAAGGGAGAUCCAGGAGACCCAGGACCUCCCGGUACCCAUGGGAACCCUGGUAUCAAGGGUGAGCGUGGACCCAAAGGAAAUCCGGGUGAUGCUCAGAAAGGAGAAACUGGAGAAAGAGGUCCCGGGGGAAUUCCUGGCUACAAGGGUGACAAGGGUGAACGAGGAGAAUGUGGUAAACCAGGAAUGAAAGGUGAUAAAGGACCUCCAGGGCCAUACGGACCAAAGGGACCCAGAGGAAUUCAGGGCAUUGGUGGACCUCCAGGGGAUCCAGGUCCAAAGGGAUUUCAAGGAAAUAAGGGUGAGCCAGGUCCUCCUGGUCCUUUUGGUCCCCCAGGAGCCCCUGGCAUUGGACAACAAGGAGUGAAGGGAGAAAGGGGUCAGGAAGGAAGAACAGGGGCUCCAGGACCGAUUGGAGUUGGUGAACCCGGACAGCCAGGUCCCCGUGGUCCCGAGGGAGCGACAGGAGAGAGGGGCCCACCAGGAGAAGGAUUUCCAGGACCGAAGGGUGAAAAGGGUUCUGAAGGACCAAUUGGCCCACAAGGAUUGCAGGGCCUGUCAAUCAAAGGGGAUAAGGGGGAUUUGGGACCUGUGGGACCCCAGGGACCAGCGGGUAUUCCUGGCAUCGGAAGUCAAGGCGAGCAGGGGAUUCAAGGUCCAAUUGGUCCACCUGGUCCACAAGGACCCCCAGGACAAGGGUCACCUGGUUCCAAGGGAGAAGUAGGCCAGAUGGGACCUACAGGACCUAGAGGGCCAAUGGGAAUAGGGAUACAGGGUCCAAAGGGGGAGCCAGGUACAGUGGGGCUCCCGGGACAGCCUGGAGUCCCAGGGGAAGAUGGGGCCUCUGGAAAGAAGGGAGAAGCUGGGCUUCCAGGAACAAGAGGCCCAGAAGGAAUGCCUGGAAAAGGACAGCCGGGCCCCAAGGGUGACGAAGGAAAGAAAGGGAGCAAAGGAAAUCAAGGACAGAGGGGCUUUCCAGGCCCCGAGGGGCCAAAGGGAGAGCCAGGCAUUAUGGGCCCUUUUGGAAUGCCUGGACCAUCAAUUCCUGGACCAGCUGGGCCAAAGGGUGAUCGAGGAGGACCUGGGGUGCCUGGCCUUAAAGGAGAACCUGGGCUUUCCAUUCGAGGACCAAAGGGUGUCCAGGGUCCUCGGGGACCAGUGGGUGCUCCAGGACUCAAAGGCGAUGGCUAUCCUGGUGUGUCUGGACCUAGAGGAAUGCCAGGACCCCCUGGACCAAUGGGCUUACGUGGUGUGGGAGACACUGGAGCAAAGGGAGAGCCAGGGGUCAGAGGCCCUCCAGGUCCUCCUGGGCCUCGGGGCAUUGGAACCCAAGGACCAAAGGGUGAUAUUGGGCAAAAGGGCCUGCCUGGCCCUCCUGGUCCCCCCGGUUAUGGACCACAAGGAAUUAAGGGGGACCAAGGACCUCAAGGUUUUCCAGGGUCCAAGGGCUCAGUGGGCCAUGGCCUCCCUGGCCAGAAGGGAGACCAUGGAGAACGGGGCGAUAUGGGAAAGAAAGGUGAAAAAGGAGAAAUUGGAGAGCCUGGUUCUCCUGGAAAACAGGGCUUACAAGGACCAAAAGGAGACCUGGGACUUACGAAAGAAGAAAUUAUCAAACUUAUUAUUGAGAUAUGUGGUUGUGGGCCCAAAUGCAAAGAGACUCCACUGGAGUUGGUGUUUGUGAUUGACAGUUCAGAAAGUGUGGGCCCAGAGAACUUUCAGAUCAUCCAAAAUUUUGUCAAGACUCUGGCUGACCGGGUAGCCCUGGACCUUGCCACAGCCCGGAUAGGCAUAAUCAACUACAGCCACAAGGUGGAGAAGGUGGCUAGCCUGAAGCAGUUCUCCAGCAAGGAUGACUUCAAGCUGGUGGUAGACAAUAUGCAGUAUCUGGGGGAGGGGACCUACACAGCCACUGCCCUGCAAGCAGCCAACGACAUGUUCAAGGAGGCAAGGCCAGGGGUAAAGAAGGUGGCCUUGGUGAUCACUGAUGGACAGACAGAUUCCCGAGAUAAAAAGAAACUGGCAGACGUGGUGAAGGAUGCCAAUGACUCCAAUGUGGAAAUAUUUGUGAUUGGGGUGGUGAAGAAAGAUGACCCCAACUUUGAAAUUUUUCACCAAGAAAUGAAUCUCAUCGCUACUGACCCAGAACACGUUUAUCAGUUUGAUGACUUCUUCACUCUGCAAGAUACUCUGAAGCAAAAAUUGUCUAAAAAAAUUUGUGAGGAUUUUGAUUCCUAUCUCAUUCAAGUUUUUGGACAAUCAUCCCUUCCACCUGGAUUUGGGAUGUCAGGUGAACAGCUUGGCACAUCCACUCCAAAGCCCUCAAGAGAAAUUUCCGAGUUGUUUAACAUAUCUAGAGGCCAGAAUGAAGAGAAUGAACCUUCCCUGUUGACUGAAGCUGGUAACUUGGCUGUCCCGAUCCCACCUGAGGCCACCAGUGUACUUGAGCCAUUUCUCAACAACUCCGAGACAAAGGAAACCGGAAUUCAAAAUCCCAAUUUGAUUUUACAGUCAGAAAAAUCUCUGUACAAAGAUCCAAGAUGUGAGGAAGCCCUGAAACCUGGAAACUGUGGAGACUAUGUAGUUAGAUGGUAUUAUGACAAGCAGGUUAACUCUUGUGCUCGCUUUUGGUUCAGCGGCUGCAACGGCUCAGGAAACAGAUUCCACAGUGAAAGGGAAUGUCAAGAAACCUGCCUUAAGCGAUGAAGAAGUGCAUCAGCCUGCUUCAAUCAGAGGCUUAGAAAGAGGCCAACACAAACAGUGUGCCACAUCUGAGCAUGCACUAAGUAGUGAUAGUUCGUAAACGGACAGAACCCUCACAACCACCACCCAUAUUGUAUUUUUUUAACCCAUUAUACUAUUAUGUAGGAUAUAUAGUAUUACUAGCUGCCUCCCAGGUGAGGAAACUAAGACUCUCACACUUUUAGUGGCUUGUCAGCUGUCACCCAGCUAAAGGGUAGAAGUACUAGGGAUUUGGGCUCAGCUGUGUGACUUUAGAACAGAGGUUUUAUCUGCUUCACAACCUGCAGCUUGGUCCUGAUUCCCGAUCAUUCUAUUACACAUAUGAUGUCAGGUCAAACCCCACCCUGCCUGUGGCCCGACUCUUACAGAAUGGCUUGUGAAGGGAAUGGCUCUGGUUUGAACAUUGGAGGUGGUAGGAAUGUUCACAUGUGUGCUGGGAUAAUGGUAGAGGAUGAUGAGUGAAGAAAUUAGCACAAAGUGAUGGCACAGAGAAACACAUCUGAAAUAAAUUUACUAAUUGUAUGAUACAUGGACACUUCCCAUUCUUCCUUGGUAUCAAAGCCUUUUGUAUGCUUGAACCAUGUAUUAAAAGGAAGCAGGUGUUCCAUUUUUUCUUUACAGACACAUGAAUGUGACUGGAUUUUAUGGUGAGGGAAGGAGAAUUAAGUCCGCCAUUUUGUAAUAAGUUUGUUACCUCAAGUGUGGGAAGGCUGAGAGUUCUAAGAUAGUAUUUUAACACAUCAUCAACAACAUGCUUUCUCCCCCUUGGCUUGUCAUCCUCAUCCAAGCUGGAUACCAAAAGGCUCCUGGUGAAAAUAACAUUACAGGGGUUUCCAUGGUAUAAUUAAAAUUGCAUUAUGUAAUAUUUUUUAUUAAAAAAGAAUACAUACACUUUGUCUUUCAGUUUUAAAACAGGAUGAGACAGGCAGUAGCCACAUCACCUAGAGAUUAGACCAAAGCCUUUACUCUAUGGAAGUCCCCAUGCCCCUCCCUUGAUGCCUUUCUAUGCCAGGGAUAUCCUGCUUCCAGCUUUGGGUCACUAUUGGCUUUUCUAUGUAAUCUUACAUGUAAAAAUACCCGUAUCUCUACGGAUGUCUAAAUAAUAUAUAGUUAGUCUUGCAUAGCUUUGUAAGAAUGAUUCUCGACUUCUGUAACUUAAUAUAUUAAUUUAGCUUUAUAAUCAAUCCAUGUUUUACUUACAUAAAUACAUUCCCAAAUAACUUAUUUCUUAGAUGUUGGCGUACUAGAGAACUUUUACUGAAAUAUGUGAUUUGCUAGCUGACAUUGUUAUUCAUAUGCAAAUAUUUAUGUGAAUGUCAUACUUGUGUAAUAUUUGUGAGAAUAUAUAACAAUAUAUUUAAUCAUU
Molecule: messenger RNA, 5114 nt
Organism: Mesocricetus auratus (golden hamster)
Lineage: Eukaryota; Metazoa; Chordata; Mammalia; Rodentia; Cricetidae
Gene: Col28a1
Product: collagen type XXVIII alpha 1 chain
Exons: 36
Coding region: 284-3712 (1142 amino acids)
Molecular function (GO): serine-type endopeptidase inhibitor activity
Source: RefSeq, a predicted model, not a curated record